Molecule: messenger RNA, 806 nt
Organism: Selaginella moellendorffii
Lineage: Eukaryota; Viridiplantae; Streptophyta; Lycopodiopsida; Selaginellales; Selaginellaceae
Exons: 1
Coding region: 1-717 (238 amino acids)
Source: RefSeq, a predicted model, not a curated record
AUGACGCAAACUUGUCUGAGAGUUUCCACUGCACGUCUUUUGAGCUGCUUGUCCCUUGUUCUCGUUAUCACGUCCCGUGUCCAUGCAGACAUUGCCCUCGUCGGAGCAAACAAUGCCGAGGACACCGACGGUGGCAAGCGCUUCAACUCGGUGAUGGGGAUCUCCGGGGCCUUCAAAGUCCUGGGCGAUGCAAUCAACUUCAUCCCGUCGCUGUUGCACUAUGGUCUCGACGGUGUUCCCACAAAACUAGUGACAAAGGUUGUCUUCACGGUCGAGAAGCAGCUCCAGCAGGGUGCGGUUGCUAUCACAUUUGGGACGGGCAGUCCCGGCGAGUUCCAGAUCCAAUUUAAUGCUCCAUCUGCCGAUAACUACGAGGGGAUCAAAGGGGUAAUAUACCACGAGAUGGCUCACGUCUGGCAGUACUUUGGGCAAGGAACUCCCAGUGGAGUGACUGAAGGAGUGGCUGAUUAUGUCCGGCUCAAAGCCGGGCUCGCUCCAUCUCACUGGGUGAAGCCGGGCGGUGGUGAUCGCUGGGACCAGGGCUACGAUGUUACUGCCUAUUUCUUUGAUUACUGCAAUAGCCUCCGGGGAGAUUUUGUGUGGCAGAUAAAUGCGAGGCUUGCAAAUGGUGCGUGGAGUGAGUCUGUGUUCAGUGAUUUGCUUGGAAAGAGCGUACAGGAUUUGUGGACUGACUACAAGAACAAAUACGGUGGGUAAUUAAAACAGUAUUUGGUUGGAAACAAAUUCUCUUAUAUAUGCUUUACUAAAAAGAAAAUAAGUAUUUUUUAUCUUGCACAAGCAUUUCU